Molecule: messenger RNA, 1860 nt
Organism: Penicillium longicatenatum
Lineage: Eukaryota; Fungi; Ascomycota; Eurotiomycetes; Eurotiales; Aspergillaceae
Exons: 3
Coding region: 1-1860 (619 amino acids)
Source: RefSeq, a predicted model, not a curated record
AUGCCAUCUAAGAAGCAUAACCCGCCCGCGCGGAAGAAGGGUGGCAUCCACUUUGUAAAUGCGAGACCCACCUCCGAGAUCGAGCGCCUCAAACUGCAGCGCGUGGUACGCGCGCAUGUUGGCCGUUGGAUCUCCGCUCAGACCAGCCGACGUUUGCAAAACUCCAGCCACUUGGAUGGCGUCAAUCUUCAGCCCAACCGAGGCUUGCCCUCGGACAAAGACGGCCCUAGUCACUCUUUCACUCUGGUGUCGCGUCCGUUUCUAAAUCAGCCGCAAUGCUGGAAUCUCCCAGCGAGCGAAACUCAUGACUUGCCCUUAUCUUUUACAGAUCCCGUCAGCUGCUCGAGGAAUCUCCCCGCGUUUUCCCCGCAUGAAAGUGAGAGCAGCGAGAGCGGUGAUGAAUCAAUCACCCUACGUCUAAAGGCGACGUCAGCCACAUUGAUACCGUGGAAUGAAAUCCUGGGGUUAGACCGACAAGUCUCCGGGCAAAUAGAUCCCUUUAUGACAUAUCCUAGUCAUCUGGGGGCGGCACCCGAGGUGGUGGAUGCAUGCCAAAACUACUGCCUCAAUACCAUGUGGCCAGGAGUCAUUCCAGGACAAGGCAGCUCUCUUACGCUGUUACCCUCACUUCCCCGGCGAUCAUGGUUCAAGACUGCGCGAUCGGACCCCGCCCUCUUUAGCACGUUUAUGUAUGGUUCUCUAUGUCAUCAGCGAAUACUUUGGGCGAACGGACGGCUUCCAAGUCACUCCUAUGGGCCAACCCAACACCGUCUCCUGGAGAAGUGCGAAACCGACUCGAUCAUAUUGAUCAACCAAGCGGUUCGUGACCCAUCGCGUGCGAUCAGUGAUUCGCUUUUGUUGAGCGUCGUUUGCAUGGCGCAUCAUGCAGCUCCAGCCGAAAUCAAGAUCCAGGACACGCCCUUUGAACCGCCAUUUCAGUCAUUGCAGUGGUUAGAUGUCUAUGGCUGCCUCUCUCCAAAUGUGAUUCACCUUCAGGGAUUGGUACAAUUGCUCAAGUUGCGUGGUGGCUUACGAAACAUUAAACUGCCCGGACUAGCCGCAAUGGUUUGCUUUUCCGAAAUUUUUAUCGCAGCCGCUUGGUGCAUCCAACCUAUUUUCGAAUUCUGGCCCCUGAACGAAAAUCGUCUUGGAACUCCGUUGCAGGAGUUGAUUGACUUUGGCCCAUCCGAUAUCCAACACGGCUUCGGACAAUACCAAGUGAUUGGCUUUACCCCCCAAAUGGCGGAGGCCUUCCAAGCCGCCCGAACGUACAUCAAAAUCAUAGAGAAAAGCGAGGAAGGCUUGAAAACCCCAAAUCAGGACCGUCUCGAUGAAUCACUGCUUGCCGACCAACGAAAUCUCACCGAGUAUACCCUACUCACCCUUGUCCCAUCCCAGGCCAUUAUAUCGUACUUCUCCCAUCCAACCCAAGGUACAACAUAUGAGGCCUGUCGUCUAGCUGGCCUUAUAUUUGGUGUGGGGGUAAUCUUUCCUAUCCCUCAACAAAAUAGCCCUCUCCAAGGCCUCGCGAAGAGACUUUGCACCGCUAUCCUCCAACCGACGGCAGCGGUCCUAUGGUCGCAUCCAAGCACCCGCGUCCCUUUAAUCUGGAUAUUAAUCCUCGGUGGAAUCGCAGCCUCUGGAUCACCAGACCGCUCGUUCUUUGUCUCUAGUCUAGCUGAUAUAGUGCGUCGCAACAAUGUCCGAUCUUGGACCGAGAUUCGGCUUUCCUUGGACAAAAUGCUUUGGCAUGAAGGUGCCUGCGAGAAAGCUGGUCGCAAAUUAUGGUGCGAAGUCGAUAUUUUCUUGGAGCAAAAUCCAGCUUUAAUCGAUGAGAAGCCGCAGUUCAGUACUGGGUGA